Messenger RNA from Pterocles gutturalis (yellow-throated sandgrouse), 2602 nucleotides. It is a transcript of the gene DNA2, whose product is annotated as DNA replication helicase/nuclease 2. The record is from RefSeq and is a predicted model, not a curated record. The annotation marks the transcript as partial. Gene Ontology annotation, cellular component: cytoplasm. Gene Ontology annotation, molecular function: single-stranded DNA helicase activity; 5'-flap endonuclease activity. Gene Ontology annotation, biological process: replication fork reversal. NCBI's taxonomy places the organism in Eukaryota, Metazoa, Chordata, Aves, Pterocliformes, Pteroclidae. The transcript is spliced from 16 exons.
UUUUCAGAAGAAAGUGACUGACUCUCCUGACACAAUACUUCGGAAUGGGUUGAACAACAGAUACCGUGUGUUGGAAGUCAAUGUAAUACAGACAAAUGGAAGUGACCCUGAGAAACACUUGACAAUCACAGCAUCUCAGUCACUGGAAAGUACAGAACUGUGCAUUCUUAGGAAUGGCUGGGAGUCUGUUCCGGUUGUUCCAGGAGACAUCAUUCAUUUAGAAGGGGAGUGUAACUCUGGUACUUGGGUCAUAAAUGAACAGUCUGGAUACCUCGUUCUUUACCCAGAUCUGCUGCUUUCUGGCACUACAAUAUCAAAUAGUAUUCGAUGUAUGAGAAGAGCAGUGCUGAGUGAAAGGUUUAGAGGCUCAGAGUCUGGGUCACGCCAAACACUCAUUGGUACAAUUCUUCAUGAAAUUUUCCAGCAAUCGGUAACAAAUAACUUGUCACAAGAAAAAGUAGAAGAAUUAGCAAAUAAAAUUGUGUAUGGACAAAAGUAUCUCAAAGAAAUGUAUCACUUAAAUCUGAAACAAACAGAAAUAAUGCAGGAAGUGGAAGAAUAUUUGCCCUCGUUUUUUAAAUGGGUGGAAGAAUUCAUGCGCAAUCCAGCUAACCAAAAUAAAAUGCAACUAAAACUGUCAAGUGCUGAAAAAACAGAAGAUAUUUCUUCUAAGAUAGAGAUUGUAGAUAUCUUAGACAUUGAAGAGAAUAUCUGGUCUCCCAGGUUUGGGUUGAAGGGAAAGAUUGAUGUUACAGCCAGGGUGAAGAUCCAUCGCCAGUCUGGAGUACAGACUAGGAUAAUGCCUUUGGAGCUCAAGUCUGGCAAGGAAUCCAACUCCAUAGAGCACAGAAGUCAGGUUAUUCUGUAUACAUUGUUGAACUUAGAACGGAGAGCAGAUCCUGAAGUUGGAUUUCUUCUUUAUCUCAAAACUGGUACUAUGUACCCUGUUUCUGGAGCUCGCAUGGAUCGAAGAGAAUUAAUGAAGUUAAGAAACCAUGUGGCCUUCUACUUAACACACAGUACACAUAAAUCUGCUGUGGGAAGACAGAUUUUGCAGCUUUCUGCUUUGCCUCCUGUAAUUGAUGACAGUCAAGCCUGUAAAUUUUGCUCCCAAAUGCAUAAUUGCUUUCUAUACAGCAGAGCUGUAGAGCAAAAGAUGGCCAGUGUGUCUUUUCCUCCUGCUAUGGUACCUGUUAUUGAAAGAGAGACCCAGCACCUGAAACCCUCUCACUUAGAGUAUUUCAGCCUGUGGUAUCUAAUGUUAACCUUGGAGCUGCAAAGUGGAGAGGGUAAAAAGGGAUAUAAAAAUAUAUGGAUGAUACCUUCUUUGGAAAGAGAGAAGGCUGGAGACUGUGUUGGAAACAUGAUCAGAGUUGAAGUGCGGGAAAUUUCUGAGGGACAGUAUCUACAUGUUUUCCAACGCAGAAAUGGUGCCAUACCUGGAACAAACCUAUUGGUUGGUGAUCGAGUGGUUGUGAGUGGAGAGGAGAAUGGUUUACUUGGUUUGGCUACUGGCUAUGUUAGAGAAGUCAGUGUGACAAAAGUCUCCUGUUUGUUGGGCAGGAAUUUGUCAAAGCUCCCCAAGAACACAAUAUUUAGGUUGGAUCAUGAAGAAGGAGAUUUUGGUGUAGGAGUCCCUUUUGAAAACCUUUCUAAAUUGAUGAAAGAUUCCCCAGUCAGUGAAAGGCUCCGCAACUUGAUAAUUGACUUUCACAAACCGUGUUUUAUUCAGCAUUUGAGCUCGGUCCUUCCUCCAGAAGCAAAGGAAACGGUUGCAAAUAUUUUAAAGGGUCUAAAUAAGCCUCAAAAGCAGGCAAUGAAGCAAGUGCUACUUUCGAAAGACUACACACUUAUUGUGGGUAUGCCUGGAACAGGAAAAACUACUACAAUAUGCGCUCUAGUGAGAAUUCUUUCUGCUUGUGGCUUCAGUGUUCUUCUGACUAGUUUUACACACACUGCUGUAGACAAUGUCCUUCUAAAGCUAGCCAAGUUCAAAGUUGGUUUCUUGCGCUUGGGGCGAGCUCAGAAGGUUCAUCCAGAUAUACAGAAAUUUACAGAAGAAGAAAUUUGCAGGUCCAAGUCAAUUAAAUCUGUAACAGAUUUGGAAGAGAUCUAUAACAGUCAGCGAGUGGUAGCAACAUCUUGCCUGGGAGUAAAUCACCCCAUCUUUGUUCAGAAGCAAUUUGAUUUCUGUAUAGUUGAUGAAGCUUCCCAAAUAAGCCAGCUCAUCUGUCUGGGCCCACUAUUCUGCUCCAAAAGGUUUGUGCUGGUAGGGGAUCAUCAGCAGCUGCCCCCACUUGUACUGAAUGCAGAAGCAAGAGAUCUUGGCAUGAGUGAAAGCUUAUUUAAAAGGCUGGAACAAAACCAAAAUGCUGUGGUCCAAUUAACUGUGCAAUACAGAAUGAAUAGUAAAAUUAUGUCACUGAGUAACAUGCUAGUGUAUGAAGGCAAACUGGAAUGUGGCUCAGAGAAGGUGUCAAAUGCCACUGUGAACUUGCCCAACCUAAAAAAAUUGAAACUGGAGCUUGCAGAUGUUUCAAAAACAUGGUUGAAAGAAGUACUUGAUCCAGACACACCUGUGUGUUUUCUGAACACAGAGAAG